CAAAUGUGAACGACACCCCACCCUCCUCCACUUGCCAUCUGAUGCUGAGACUGUGUUGCUAUGGGCAACGAGCCGAGCGGGAUAGAGGAGGAUGGAUUGAGGGAAGGAGGGAGGGUGGAGAGGAGAGACCGACUCAUACAACAUACACACUAAGCCAACCACAGACAGGAGAGGAGCUAGGAUAGAAUCGCUGAAUGUGUUAUCCCUCUCUUCCUUUUCCUGUUGAAGUAGGCUAAGAGCACCGGAGAUAGCAACACAAAGGACAUCGAGGGGGCAGAGCCAGCAGAGGGGCAAGCAGCCAAUCGGCAUUCAGCAUGAAGCAAGCAACCAAUGAGGGGCGAGUGGACUCCUCCCCAUGAAACGCUUUACUGAGCUCCGAUCUCUUAUUAAUGAAUGAAGAUGCUCUGAGGCAGCACGCCACUCACUGUGCUCCCACAGAAUACUAGAAUCAACAACAGCAGCACAGACUGACGCACGCACCCAGCCGUGAAGAAAAACCUUAGACAAGCGCCUACCAUGGACGACAUGGACUCCCACCUUCACCCUGAGGCCUCAGCACCCCCUCUCGCCGUCCCUUCCCUCCCUUUCUCAGCCAUGUCCCCUUCCCCCCUCGGCACGCUGGCCCUCCCUCUUCCAUCGCCCGCCACACGACGCUCCAUCUCCAUGGGCGACUUCCGGCGGGUGACGAUGGCCUUGUAUGGCUCGGAGCCCCCCUCGACAGCCACCACGGCCCCCUCCUCCAAGAUGGUGACCCCCAGCUCCAGCAUGGAGUUUGAGGCAGCCCGCCGGCGCCUGCUGGAGAUGGAGGAGCGCCAGCGUGUCAUCCAGGAGAUGGAGCGGCGCCUGGAGGAGCUCCGGGAGGUCUUCGUGCGCUCGGAGCAGGAGGCAGUGGAGCAUGGCGAGGUGGUUACCCGCAUCGCCUGCGCUGCCCAGCAGGGGGAGAUGUACACGGCUGAGAACAGCCAGCGGUUCAAGAAGGGCCUGCGCUUCAAGAAGCACCGGCCCACGAUCGUUUUCUCAUCCAUGCUAGGACUCCGCACGUGCCUGCCCUGGCCCGUCAAACUCAAAUGACCCCCAUCAACUACAGACCACCACCUCUUCAGACCAUUACCCCUUAUUGAUGUACAAUCCCCGCUUGAGCUCUUGUUUGUUCCUGGAGGCGGGCCCUCUAUGGACUAAAAACCGCCUACUAAACAUCUGAGUUAGUUUGGCAGCCAUUGGACUCAUAUGGUACAUCUGUGAACCCAAAAGGUUAUUGUACAAAUGCAAAGAUGUCAUUGCUUGAUGUGGUUGGUAGAUUCUUAUUUUCUGUGCUUUAUGUGUUGGGAAAAGGGAAAAGAUUCAAGGUGCAAGUCUCGGAAGAGGCUACGAGAGGGAGCAGGCAUUGGACUGUGAGGUAACAUGGAAACGAUUCAUUUUCUCUGUGCCUCAUGAUAUGCAGAGAGAGAAGAGGGUUAUAUAACAAAGCGGGGCUUAUGGGAUGGGGGAGAGCGUUGAACAAUCUCCCUUUCCAACCUACUGAAUUGAGAAAAGGGGAGCGAAGGGCAGUUGAGGAUCGACAGAGAAAGGGGAGUCAGAAAGCGUGGGUGGUAGAGGGUCAUGCUCAAGAAGGGAAACGUGCCUUGGCAUUCCCCAGCAAACUCCCUAUAUCUCUCAGCCCAGUAAUCUUUUGAGCUGUGAAAGCCAAGUCCCCAGUGGAGUAAUCGUCGGCUCUCUCGGGGCGAGAGAGAAAGUAGUUCCUUCUCAGAUGCUUCCACCUGUGGCCUCUUCUAGCUCUCUCUCUCUCCUUUAAUCCUUCCAGAAUGUAUUCAACAAACAUUAUGUCCUCGGAGACUGAGGAUUCAAGAACAACUUGCUUUUCUGCUGCAUUUAUUUCAGUCGGACCUGAGCGAUGGACAAUGGCGCUGAUGCAAAACUAUGUUAUUUUGAUAACGGUAGAGCUGGGCUCUCAAUGCUUUCGAGGUUGACGGAAUGUUUUAGGGUUGCAAUAGCCAUGCCAUGGCCAGAGAGACAAGCAAAGGUAGGAUAUAUACACCAAGGUUACAGACUAGCUGAGCCAGGGGGUGGAUGUUUGUGCUGACGUCUAACGUUUCUAGCUCUCUGUGUUGCUGUCAUGGCAAACGGAUGGCCGAGUCAGUUCUGUGAAAGAUGGAGGGUUCAAAGAGGCAGCCAGAGAGGAGACAAAUUAGCAAAUAUAGCAAUUUAACGUUAUUGACGUAAUCGCAUUGGUACCCAUUGCAAUUAAUGCCCCUUUUCAUAGGGAAAAAACUGAGGAUGGUUCAAGGAUGGGUUUGUGUGACAGUGUCUUUGAAGGUACAUGUAGUAAUCUUUUUGAAAGUGUUAGAUGUUUCUCGUGCACGGCACUUUAUCUGUGUUCCAUGUAGGUGACCUGGUUCUACAGAGAUAGGCCUAGAACAGAACACACUCGCAUGAUUAUUUGUCCUAUUUCUUCUCCUUCCUCUCCUCGUUCCAUUCGUCUUAGGUAACCAUUUCCCCACCCCUUUGCUUUAGCGGCAGUGUGUGUGCGUCGAAAGCACAGCCAAUUCACUAGGGGGAUCUAUUUAUGGCAAUCGUAGGUUAUGGCAGACAGACAAUGUCUGUGCUACAUAAAUUGGAAGUGUGUGUGUGUGCAGAUGAGUGCAGUAUCUAGGACAGCUUCUGCUCUCCAUGGAUUGUUGAAACUGAUGCUACAGAGCAAAUAUUACAUCAAAUUCAAGGAGUACUGAUGUUGGGGUAAGGUAAAGUUGUAGCUGAUACUGUUUCAAUGCUCAGUCAUUUGAUGUAUGACAUGUUGGCUGGAAACAGGAAAUGGUGAGGACCCUUUUUAGCUAACCAUAUUUCAUAAGAACUAACCUGUCAUAGGUGGGCAGAGAAAACACUUCCAGGUAAUUGGCUUCUUCACAGCGCGGUAAUUGUUUCCCAUUAUCAUUCUGAUCAAAAGCUCCAUCAAGGUUCUUAGUAGGCAAGAAGGGAAGUGUUUCUGGUACAAUUCGAUAGGCUAGUUUAAAUUGUUAAGACAUUUGGCAACAAACUCUUGCUCUUGUUGGAGCAUAAAUUGUUGACGUUUUAAAUCAAUGUCUUGUUUUGGUGGUAUUAGGAUUUCUGCUGCUUCCAGGUUGCUGUUUAAUGUUAGAAUAGCUUGGGAUUGCUUGAGCAGCCUGGUCUCAGUGCCAGACGAAACAUACUUUAUGUAUUUCUGAGCACCUCCAAGACGUACACUACAUGACCAAAAGUAUGUGGACACCUGCUCGUCAAACAUCUUAUUCCAAAAUCAUGGGCAUUAAUAUGGAGUUGGUCCUACGUUUGCUGCUACAACAGCCUCCACUCUUCUGGGAAGGCUUUCCUCUAGAUGUUGAACAUUGCUGGGGGGACUUGCUUCCAUUCAGCCACAAGAGCAUUAGUGAGGUUGGCCACUGAUGUUGGGCGAUUAGGCCAGGCUCGCAGUCGGCGUUCCAAUUCAUCCCAAAGGCGCUCAAGGGGGUUGAAGUCAGGGUUCUGUGCAGGCCAGUCAAGUUCUUCCACACCGCUCUCGACAAACCAUUUCUGUAUGGGCCUCGCUUUGUGCACGGGGGCAUUGUCAUGCUGAAACAGGCAUUGUCAUGCUUCCACAACCUGUUGCCACAAAGUUGGAAGCACAGAAUCAUCUAUUCUUUGUAUGCUGUAGUAUUAAGAUUUCCCUUCACUGGGACUAAGGGGCCUAGUCCGAACCAAGAAAAACAGCCCCAGGCCUUUAUUCCCCCUCCACCAAACUUUACAGUUGGCACUAUGCAUUAGGGCAGGUAGCAUUCUCCUUGAUUCCGUCAAACCCAGAUGUGUCUGUCAGACUGCCAGAUGGUAAAGCGUGAUUCCUCAAUCCAGAGAAGGCGUUUCCACUGCUCCAGAGUCCAAUGGCGUCGAGCUUUACACCACUCCAGCCGAUGCUUGGCAUUGCGCAUGGUGAUCUUAGGCUUGUGUGCGGGCUGCUCGGCCAUGGAAACUCAUUUCAUGAAGCUCCUGACGAACAGUUAUUGUGCUGACUUGCUUCCAGAGACAGUUUUGAACUCGGUAGUGAGUGACAGCCAAUUUUUACACGCAACAGUGGUCCCGUUCUGUGAGCAUAUGGCCUCACAAUAACAGCACAGUUGACUGGGGCAGCUCUAGCGGGGCAGAAAUUUGAUGAACUGACUUGUUGGAAAGGCGACAAGCUUAAGUACGGGCCAUUCUACUGCCAAUGUUUGUCUAUGGUGAUUGCAUGGUUGUGUGCUCGAAUGUAUACACCUGUCAGCAACGGGUGUCUCUGAAAUAGCCAAAUCCACUAACUUCAAGGGGUGUCCACAUACUUUUGUAUAUAUAGUGUAUUGCACUUAAUAUUGGUUUAGUUACUUUAUUCAGAAACAAAGGAAGGAGGUUGGUCAGGGAGGAUGGCUAGGCGUAAUCUGCGACCGUCUAAGAAUCCAAAGGUUGCGUGUUCGAGUCUGGUCGGUGACAACUGUAGCAUUUUAGCUCAAUCUAAACUUAACCCAAUUCACCUAACCUGGUAUGUCAAUUCACCUAGCCUUUUGUCGUUUUAGUUCCCCUAACCUUUUACAUAAAUGAUCCACCAACGUUAGUUCUCCCAGUAAUUCUCCUUACUUAUUAUGGUGACCCAAAAAGCAAUCUGGUCUCAGAAAAAGAUGUGUAAUAAGUUACGUCAUCCAGUUCGUAUUCUAAUGCACAACUGGGUAAGACGUAUGAAACUAUAUGUCUCUCAAUUCUUAUAUUGUACGACCGUUCUUCCAUUCAUAAUGUAACCUAAAAGAACAUAAAUUGAGUAUUAGGGACAUCUUGCAUAGGUACAUUUUCUAUCAUGUCUUCAGAUGAGUCGACCUAGUGCACGAAAUAUGAUCAAACCUCGCCAUUGUAGUUUACAGGACACAAUACCUCACUUUCAGGUUAUAUAGGUUGAAGUGACAUGUGACGCCCAUAGGAUACUUGCUUAGCCUAUUGGUCCUUUCUGUCCUCCUCACAGCGUUGGUGAUAUAUGUGACUGAAUGGGUGGGCGUAUAACACGAACGUCUAGCAACCCAAAGAUUGUGUGGUUGAAUCUCAUCACGGGCAACUUUAGCAUUUUAGCUGAUUAGCAACUUUGCAACUACUUACUACUUUUUAGCUACUUUGCAACUACGUAGCAUGUUAGCUAACCCUUUCCCUAACCCUAACCCCAACUCUUUAACCUAAAUCCUAACCAUAAGCCUAACCCCUAAAAUAGCUAACGUUAGCCACCUAGCUAACAUUAGCCACAACAAAUUGGAAUUCGUAAAAUAUGAGUUUAGCAAAUUCCUAAUAAUAUUGUAUGAAUUGCAAUUCAUAACAUACCACAAAAAUUAUAAUUCGUAACAUCAUACAAAAUGGAUGAUGGACAUCCGGGACAUUCCAAUUAGUAUGAUAUGUUACAUUUCGUAUGGUACGUAUUAAUUUCUGGAUUUACAUUUGCUAUGUUACGUCUACCCCUGAGUCCAGGUUGAGGCAAAGUGCACAGGUGAUGGUGAUUGGAAAGUAUUUAUCGCUUUAUUUACGAAUAUUUAUUAGUCUGUUGAUUACAAGGGCUAUUUAGCUUUUUUUUAAGCUAGGGUGUUGAAUUACAACAGACAAUGAACCGAUGGAGCAGUCUAUAUGCAUUCUCUACUUUUUAUGGUCGACCUACGCAUAGGACAUAUUUGCUUAGUUCGUGAAUCAUAGUCCAUAGCAUAGGCUUACAUCUUGAUAUAUUAGGGUCAGUUACUGCCUGCCUGCUUAUGUAUCUAUCAUACCAAACAGAGACGAGCAAAAUACCUAUUAUAGUAGGUUGCAUAUAUUGUGUUUUAUGUACAUAUUAGGCUAUUACAUUAUACUGAAUAUACUGGAACCCUAAAAAUGGUUCUUCAUAAAUGCCUUAUGCAAUGUAUGUGUGUAUAUAAUAGUGUGAUGAUGAAUUCAUGACCAUUGUUCUAUCGUUGACAACCUCAAGCAGAUCAGUCUUCAGCUUGGAUCACUUUAAACCCAAUGCCCUCUUUUUGGCAUAGCACCUUUUUUUUGCUAUGAAAAACAACGUUUCCCAAAGAGCUCUGGGCCCACUUGCAGAAUGAAUGUAAUGUUAAAAUACUUUUCUCACUAGAUAUUGUUCCCUUCACCUGUUUAUGCCUGUGGUUGAAAAUAACCUUCUCUGUCUGAGUAUCUUCUCACUAAACUUUUUCAAAACAAUCUUCCUUCAGGAUUAUCAAAAUGUUCUUCCCUCGUCUCUUGUUGCAACCUCGUCUUGCUUCACAAGUGAGUUGCAGGGACAAACAACUUAAUGACAAAAGACUUGGAGACCUGAAGACUUGUGCAAGCUUCCGAGCAAAUGUCUAAGCUUUAGCUCAGUGGAUUAAUGGCACGGCCUGAGUUCCAACCCUGGACCUUCUAAGCCAACCAAAAUUGUCCUAACUUGUUUAAGAUAAUUAUACAAUAUCAGGCUUUUAUGGACAGAGUACUGAAAUCAACCACAGGUCCAAAACAAGCUUCCAACAAUGUAGAAUUCUUUAUAUGAAUGUACUUCUCUACUGUGUUUAAUAAUUAAUUUGUGAUGUUAAAGUGUUUUGUUCUGUUAAAAUAAGCGAAAUGUAUUUUUAUUUUUUCAAAAUGUUUUUUUUUUUCCUAACAGGGUUUAAUCUGUUUAAUUACAAUUAUAUAGAACGAUAUCCUUUACUAUUAAAUGACCAUGUUGACCUUGAAAAUAAGUUUAGGUAUAUUUGAAGCUCUACUGAUCAAAUGUGUUCUCUCCUUGCGUUGAUUUGAAAUAAUGCAACGUGCUCGUUGCUUUGUAUAAGGGGUUUGCAUUACGUAACGGGAUCCAUGAAUUUUGCUCAUGUGAAAAAUUGCUUGUAUUUACAUCGAAUUUGACAUGAAUUCCCUAGCGCAGAGCUAACAUUUUGACAUUGUUCAGGAUGUUUUGUAUGUACUCUGUUCUGACGGAGAGAAUGGGACUUGCAUACAGCUGGUUUGAAGAGAAAAAAUAUCAAUUGAGGCCGAGUCUGAAAUGUGGUAGAAUAUGGUACUUUUUCCUGGAGACAGUGUGAGAAUGCUUAUUGCUUACCCAUGCACACAUUCCAUAUGUCCUCUUCUGCUGGGAAUAGCCACAGUAACGGUUAUAUAAAUGAUCAAGUUUAAGUCAGCUUUUACAUUAUGUUGGGAAUGUGUCGAACGCCAGGGCGCAUUUCUCUCUCUCAUUCUCUCUGGAGAAGUGACGCAGUUGUCCUGUCACGACUGGGAAAGAGAGUGGGUGGUCAUGCAAGUCACAUCGGCGCAGCAGAGCAGUGAAGCCUGCUCAGCGUAAUUGUAACGGCUCUUGAUGUAAUGAGACACUGCAACUAGCAGAGAGGAAGGGUAAUUGAUAACAUGAGACACCACCAUAUGCCAGAACACCGCUAGGACCAUCAGCAGAAUGUGAGGUGUAAUAAGCAAACGUGACGUGAUAUAAGAUGUACGCCAUAUUGAACUUGAGUAGGUGUCACGGUGAUGAACGUGACUGAUAUUAUGGGAGUUGAGUGACCACAUUGACCAAUUGGAUGUAAGAUCUUUCACUUGUGUAUUCAAUAGAUUGUCUCCUCCUUGGAAUGUCUGAUAUCUGGUGUCCUGGUUCUUAAUCUGUCCUAAAGUGAAGGCUUUUAGUUCUUUGGUACGCAUCACUUUGCCUGUACUGUUCAUGCUGAAGAAUGUUUGUAUUGGUUAUGAGCUGAAUGAGUGAUCCAUACCUUCGCUAACUGGUCUGAAUGUACAGAGAGCCUGUGAUGUACUGUACAAUAAACUUUGACAUUAAAUGUCAUCACUGUGUUGGGCCCUCAUUGCCCACCAAUGACAGUCAGACACUAAUAAAUGGUGUAGAAUUA
Molecule: messenger RNA, 7862 nt
Organism: Salvelinus fontinalis (brook trout)
Lineage: Eukaryota; Metazoa; Chordata; Actinopteri; Salmoniformes; Salmonidae
Product: TMF-regulated nuclear protein 1-like
Exons: 1
Coding region: 517-1071 (184 amino acids)
Biological process (GO): regulation of cell population proliferation
Cellular component (GO): nucleus
Molecular function (GO): DNA binding
Source: RefSeq, a predicted model, not a curated record